UGGGAUAGGCCAUGCGGGGGUUUAAUGUAAAUUCAUACUCUCAUUUCUAGCUUAUGAAGAACACAAAAAACAGAGAAAUAGCAGGCAUCAGAAGAAGAAAUCGAGAAUGGCCAGCGCUGCUCUCUUAUCGGCCUCUCCUUCUCUUCUCUUUUUGCAAAAUAAGCAAGUGGGUAGAUGUGUAAUGAAUUUGAGAAGCUCACUUUAUGGAGAACUGAUACUCAACCAAUGUUCUGUACGAGGGUUUCUAGAUAGAAGCCGAGGAGGCCCCUUUGCGACUAACUCUGUUUUGGGGCGGAAGAUCCAGAAGAGGGAGACUGUGAUUCCUGACCCUGAUUAUCGAAUACCAAUUGUCUUACUUGAAUACAAAUCUGUUAAAGCAGGUAUGACUGGUGGAUUGGCUUACACUGAUAAUCUGUUACCAGCUGCCCCACUUGGUCUCCUUGGAUUACUCUUAUUGUUCCAGACUACGAGAGUGAGAUUUGUCUUUGAUGAUGAGGCUCUGGAAGUUAAAGUUGGCAACGAGCUCCAGGAAUCGGGUGAAAAUGUCUUUGUAGGAGGGAAAAACCGCUGGAAGUAUUCAACAUUUGUUAAUUGGGAGCUCUGGUGGCCUAAUUUCCCCAUUCUAGUGUAUUUUAAGGAGAUGCAAACAAAGCCUGAAGGACAAGUACACUUCUUCCCAGUAAUUUUUAAUGGGAAGCAACUUUAUGAUGUCAUGGUGGAGAGAGCCGGCCCUUCAAAGACCAGUGGACCCAAGAUGCCCUAAAGGCUUGAGCUUCACGGAAAUAUUAGUGCCAUGAGGCCAAUGAACAUUGUGUAUGUCAACACAAGGUAGAUGGAGUACAUGAAUAUUUCCUCUGGAGUAGCUAGUGUAUGAAUCAGACAAACUAUGAGAUGAUGGUUUGUAAAUACAGAUGUUAUAUUAUACUACUGUAUAGCCCUUAUUCCUCGCAUGUUCAGGUUAUUUGUUUAAGAAACUGUGUUCAUUCCAGUCAACAUGAGAGGCUGUAUAAUUACUUUGCACAUAAUGGUGCAAAAGGUGGAUUAUUUUUUGGACAA
Molecule: messenger RNA, 1056 nt
Organism: Tripterygium wilfordii
Lineage: Eukaryota; Viridiplantae; Streptophyta; Magnoliopsida; Celastrales; Celastraceae
Exons: 9
Coding region: 107-763 (218 amino acids)
Source: RefSeq, a predicted model, not a curated record